Molecule: messenger RNA, 1119 nt
Organism: Microthlaspi erraticum
Lineage: Eukaryota; Viridiplantae; Streptophyta; Magnoliopsida; Brassicales; Brassicaceae
Source: the annotation of a GenBank genome assembly
AUGUCUGAGAUCUGUGUGGAAAGAAUUUACGAAGAAGUAAUCAGUGAUUUGCCUAACGAUUUGCUGAUACACAUAUUGUCUCUAAUCCCAACAAAAGAUGCAGCGAACACGAUGCUUUUGUCGAAACGAUGGCGUUUUCUGUGGACGAUGUUGCCCAAACUCGUCAUAGAUUUCAACUUCGCCGACACCACCAGCUUGCUCAAGAGUAUUUACAAUUGCAAAACGCUUGUAAACUUGACUCUAUCAAACAAGAUUCUUGUCGAUGUUCCUUCUCCGGCGUGCCUCCCGUCCCUCCAAUCGCUCAACCUUAAAUAUGUGAUGUACAAAGACCAAGAUUCUCCUGUUAGGCUUUUAGCAAGUUGCCCUAUUCUCAGAGAUUUGUCUAUCACCCGAGGGGGAGGGGAGUGUGACAAUGUGACAAGGUUCGUUGUGAAAGUUUCUUCUUUAAGGAAGUUAACAUACAUUCAAAAUGGAUACGAUGAAGAUUCUACUAUGUCGUUGGUUAUAGACUCCCCUGGAUUACAUUACCUUAAGGUCGAUGAUCUUUUAGGAGUUUAUCGCUCGAUCCAGAACACGCCAGCCCUUGAUGUGGCGUUGGUCGACGCCGUUAAUACGGCUGGUUUUCACGCGAAUUUCAUGUUUCUGAGAUCUUUUUCCUCUGUCAGGUUUCUCCAUUUGGUUUUGAGCGAGAUUGCGUGUUGUAGCGGCAUUAACUUCACAUGGCUCAUAGAGUUUAAGCUGACUCUUUUUGGCUCAAAGUCUUGGUUGGAACCACUUAUGCUUAUCCUUGAUAACUCUCCUGUACUGAAAGUUCUUAUGAUCGACUGUUAUUACUGCAAUAUUGUCCCGCUUUCGUGGAACAAACCGAGUUCAGUACCGGUAUGCUUGUUGUCUACUCUUGAGAUUUUAGAGUGGAAAGAUUAUGAAGGAGGAAGAGAAGAGAAUCAAUUCUUGGCGUAUAUCCUCUCAAACUCAAAGUGUUUAAAGACUGUGGGAGUCUCCCCGAAAUAUUACUACAAUAGGAAAGAGAUUAUGGAUGACAUAAAAUCUAUGUAUAGGGUUUCAGCAUCAUCUCACCUUCUCUUCUCAGCUCAAUGGGAAUGGAGCUUUAUGGAGUAG